UGAAAAACAUGGGCGAGGACAUCGAGGGACCAGCUGUCCAUUUAAUGCUAGAGAAAAAAUUGAAUAAGCCGUUUUUACGCGCAAUUUUAUCGAAAAAGGCAGAAGACCCGUCCAAUUGGUCAACAAAUAAAUUUCGUAGAGCACUUAUCGAAGCGCUUCAAAAAGAAGUUGCCAUCCAAGAAGUAAUGAACGAGUACGAACAUGAUUCCACUAGACGACAACCGAGACCAAAUCGACAAAACUUUCAAAGGCCACAACCCCAAUUUCAACGGCCAGAUUACACUUACGCAGCAAUAACUCAAGGGCAAAGAGUAAUGACUCAACGAACUCAAACUCAAUCGAAUAAACAGGCAAUACAAAGGCAGGAAAUUCAAAGGGGCUUAAAAAAUGCAAGGCAACAAGUCAAUACUCGAACUUCUAUUCCAGAUUGUAUUUUUUGUGGUCUCGCACACUGGAAUGACAAAUGCACCAAAUACAGUAACCCACAAGCGCGACUACAACUGGCCAAAGAAAAGAAGCUCUGCACACGGUGCUUAAGAAGGAACCACUUAAGUUCAGAAUGCAAAAACCCAGCAAAGUGCUACUAUUGCAAAAGAUGGCAUCCCUCUGCGCUAUGUUUCCAACGAAACCCAAACCAACUACCAAUCGCCCAUAGGCAAGAAAAUAUUGUCAGAACACAAAGAAAGGAUCAACCAAGUGCAACAAAUUGUCAAAUUGAACAAGCAAACGUAGUGGAAGACAAAGA
Messenger RNA from Meloidogyne enterolobii, 745 nucleotides. NCBI's taxonomy places the organism in Eukaryota, Metazoa, Nematoda, Chromadorea, Rhabditida, Meloidogynidae. The record is from the annotation of a GenBank genome assembly.